AUGGUCUCCUCAUUGAUCCCCCCAAAGGUAGGGAAGCAACUCAAAUGACAUUUGUAUGGCAUAUCAGCAGCUGACACAGGACACGCAGGUUGCUUCGCCAAACGUACGUAUCCGCCCGACCUCGAACUCCUUCGGCUACACAUCUUGAUACCGUACAACGGGCUACCGCACAGAAGGAGCUUGCAUAAUGUGUGGAGGAUUAUUCAAUACGAACAGGAGGCUGACUGUGAGGCAAUAGGCCAUUGGCGGCGCAGCGGAUGCCGCGCGCAUGCAGAACGUUGUCGGAUUCUACGAGAAGCUCCCUCGCGGCGCCGCCCCAGAACCAAAGCCUCGAGGUUUCUUCCAGUGGUACCAAUUCAGGUACAUGGGCAAGAACCCCAGCCCAAUGCGUACGUACAUUCUGGCCCCGUCGAAGGCGAGCAAAGCAGAAGGGAUUACGGGAGAGACAUAAAAGCAUGACUGACUGUUGGACAGCAAUCGUCCACGUCGUCGGUGGCCUGCUGCUUCUUGGAUACGCACAGAACUACUACUUCCAUCUCCGUGAGUCCCUGACCUAGCAAAUUCCAGGAUGCAUGGCUAAUCGGAGGCAGGUCACCACAAGAACAAUGCUCACUAG
Messenger RNA from Lecanosticta acicola, 616 nucleotides. The record is from the annotation of a GenBank genome assembly. NCBI's taxonomy places the organism in Eukaryota, Fungi, Ascomycota, Dothideomycetes, Mycosphaerellales, Mycosphaerellaceae.